Messenger RNA from Penicillium concentricum, 2526 nucleotides. Its product is annotated as Zn(II)2Cys6 transcription factor. Gene Ontology annotation, biological process: DNA-templated transcription; regulation of DNA-templated transcription. Gene Ontology annotation, molecular function: DNA-binding transcription factor activity, RNA polymerase II-specific; zinc ion binding; DNA binding. Lineage: Eukaryota; Fungi; Ascomycota; Eurotiomycetes; Eurotiales; Aspergillaceae. The record is from RefSeq and is a predicted model, not a curated record. The transcript has 5 exons. Bases 1 to 2526 code for a protein of 841 amino acids.
AUGACGAUCGAAGAAGCGCCUCGGCAGCCGAACUAUGAUGGCAGCAUUCCUCAACCUGAAGCGUCCGUCCAACAACCAGCAGACCUCAACCCCGCCACAUUGGCUCUUUCCAUCCCAGACACUGUGUCAAACAUAGGCGCCAAAAGAGCCAAUACAGCAUCGACUCUGCCAAGGGCACUUGCCGCACACACUAAGGUUGCCAUUCCUCGUCAACGGGUCGCGCCUGCCCCGCGCUAUAAUCGGAGAGUGCCUCGCGCCUGUUCAUCCUGCAGACAGCGCAAGACGAAAUGCAGUGGUGACACCCCGGUCUGUCGCCAGUGUCGUGAGCUGAGGGCUACGUGCAGCUACCCUGAGGGUUGGAGGGAGAGAACGAAAAAAGAAGUUGAAAAUCUCUCGGAGAGAGUGAACGAAUAUGAAAAUCUGCUGAAGGACUUGGCGAAUGUUGUUAACUUGAGUGCCGCGGAGCGGAUCAGGAGCUUGCUGGACAAGCAUGGUCCGGAAGUGGAUUAUUCGUCGCAUAACUCCCAAUCACAAUCAGCAACCCCUCAGGAUGACCUUCCGAUAAACGAUGAACCAUCCUCGCCUUCAUCUAUUGGGUCUCUCGAGGCCAUUGAUCGAGUAGAAGAGGACAUCAAUCGAUCAGAACAUGCUAGAGCAACUGGUUAUAUGGGGAAAAACUCGGAAAUUACCUGGAUGCAACGGCUGCAGAGAGAGGCAGACCAACGUUCUAAAGGUCUUCCGGGGAGUUUGGAGCCUGGCCAAGAUUUAAAGACCGACGAUGCAUUAGCUAUGCAUGCGGUCAAUUAUCAUCUCGAUGACUUGGAUAUUUCCGUCCCCGGACCGGUACAACUGUAUGCCAUGCCUCCUCGAGAGGUGGCGGAUCAUAUGUUUGAGGCUUAUUUGACUACUGUGCAUCCAUUCUUCCCCAUCAUCAACAAACCUCUUUUCUCGGCACAGUAUCGGACAUUCUUUGACAGCACCGCUCGACCCGGUGACAAGUGGCUUGCUAUAUUGAACAUGAUAUUCGCAAUUGGGGCUAAACAUGGCCAUCUCAUUGACGCACCAUGGAGCGUGGACGAGAAGGACCACUUGGUAUAUCUGACCAGAGCCAGGAUUCUUAGUAUGAACGGCGAUGUCCUGUUCAGUCAUCCCGAUCUCCAGCAAGUCCAGGUGGAGGCCUUGAUUGCCUUCUACCUUCUCGCUUCUGAUCAAAUUAACCGGGCGUGGAGAAUCUCGGCUUUGGCAGUGCGGUCUGCAAUCACACUUGGAAUCAACAUGAAAAGCAGCAGUCCAACCACACCCGAUCUUUCGAAAGAAGCCCGUUACCGAGUCUGGUGGUGUCUGUAUACAUUUGAGCACAUGCUCGGAGUAAUGACUGGUCGGGCGACUAGUAUCCAGGAUGGAGGGUGCACCGCGCCAUUCCCGAUUCCAUUUGAAGAAGAACAGCUACAUGAGCCUGGUGCCAUCGAAGUACUCACAGGCACGACCCUACGAGAUGAACGAAUCAACAACGUCAUGGCAAGUGCACGUAUCAGACAAAUGCCGCUCCACCCAAUAAAUGGCAAGGAUGCCGCUCAGCACUCUGGAGUACGAGACAUCAAAUGGAUCAAGAGCCUGCCUGUCAACUACGGGCUCUGUUAUCUCUACUAUUGCGACUUGACAGUUGUCGUGCAAGAAAUCAUCAACAAAGUCUAUUCAGUGGACUGCGUGAUGGUGCCAUGGGCACAAAUCGAGGCUCGGAUUGGCGAACUCAAGUCCCGAACCGAGGUAUGGGAAUCAAACCUUCCAACCGGGCUUGACUUCAAAUCCAAGGAAGAUAAUGGACCGGAUAUCCUUCGCUGCAAGCUGAACCUGGCGCUGCAUUACUACAGUGCGCGGAUCACGCUAGGCCGUCCCUGUCUCUGCCGACGUGACGCGCGCCAAAAGAACAAUAAGCCCUCCUUCAGUCACGAAAUGGCAGUGUUAACCUUGAAGUCUGCGCGACACAUGCUGGAUCUGAUCCCAGAUGAGCCAGACGCUCUCCAGCUGUACCGCAUUGCUCCAUGGUGGUGUAUCCUUCACUAUCUCAUGCAAGCGGCGACCGUUCUCCUCCUCGAGCUAUCCUUCGGCACCGUCCACAUGCCAGAAGAAGAACAGAACUUCGUCAUCCAGUCUAAGAAAGCAAUCCGCUGGCUCUUCGCAAUGUCCGAGCAGAGCAUUGCCUCCCGACGCGCCUGGCAGCUCUGCGACCUCAGCCUCCGCAAACUCGCCCAGGCCUAUAAGCACUAUCAGCUCGGAACCGCCGUCUGGCCUAUCUCAUGCCGCCGGCGACUACUGGGGCCCGCAGCUGGAAAACCCCCGCUGCCUAUCCCGGAGGCACCGCCCGGUAUAGACCACCACACCCAUCCGGACAUCUCAACCGCAGACCUGGCCGAAGCCUUGACCCCCAAUACCCUGGACUCGUACUUCCCUUAUGAUCCUAUCUCCGGGGAGUUUAUGCGUUCUUUCUUUCCUCAUUCCAAUGAGAAUGAGAACUGGGAAUAUUGA